AUGCACUUGCAAAGGGCCAAACUAAUUGUAACUAACUACAAUGUUUCCACAGUGAUGCAAUUUGUGCUCAUAGGAUUUUCUGACCUGCCCAGCCUCCAAGGGUUUUUAUUUGCAGUGUUUUUUGUAGUUUAUAUAACUAUUCUGAUUGGAAAUUUCCUCAUAAUACUAAUAACCAGUAUGGUCCCUGCAUUGCAGAAACCCAUGUAUUUUUUUCUAGCAAAUUUUUCCUCUCUGGAAAUCUGUUAUGUAUCAGUAACUGUUCCAAGGAUUCUGUUCAACAUUGAGGAACAGGACAGAAGAAUUUCACUGAUGUCCUGUGCCACACAGCUGUGCUUUUUCCUUGUUUUUGGAACUACAGAAUGUUUGCUUCUGGCUGUGAUGUCCUAUGACCGCUAUGUGGCCAUUUGCAACCCUCUGCACUAUCCUUUGGUUAUGAACCCAACAAAGUGCACACAGCUGGCAGCCAUCUCCUGGCUUGGAGGCAUCCCAGUCCAGAUAGGACAAACCUGUCAGAUAUUCUCUAUGCAUUUUUGUAAUUCUAACAAAAUCAACCACUUCUUCUGUGACAUACCACCAAUUCUCAAGCUGGCUUGCGGGGACACUUCAGUGCACGAACUGUCUGUCUAUGUGGUUGUUAUGGUGGUGGCUGCACUUCCAUUUAUACUGGUGCUUACAUCCUACAGUAAAAUCAUUGCCACCAUCCUGAGUUUGCCAACAGCCAAAGGGCGAGCAAAAGCCUUCUCCACAUGUUCUUCCCACCUGCUGGUGGUACUGUUGUUUUAUGGAUCUGCUACAGUUACCUAUUUGAGACCAAAGUUCAUGCAUUCUCCUGGAACUGACAAACUGCUGUCUCUGUUCUACACCAUUGUUACCCCCAUGUUCAAUCCCUUAAUAUACAGCCUUAGGAACAAGGAAGUGAUUGCUGCACUGAGAAAGUUAAUACUCCAAAAAUAG
Molecule: messenger RNA, 954 nt
Organism: Arvicanthis niloticus (Nile rat)
Lineage: Eukaryota; Metazoa; Chordata; Mammalia; Rodentia; Muridae
Source: RefSeq, a predicted model, not a curated record